Molecule: messenger RNA, 2001 nt
Organism: Pyrenophora tritici-repentis Pt-1C-BFP
Lineage: Eukaryota; Fungi; Ascomycota; Dothideomycetes; Pleosporales; Pleosporaceae
Product: Kinetochor-Ybp2 domain containing protein
Biological process (GO): cellular response to oxidative stress
Cellular component (GO): cytoplasm
Source: RefSeq, a predicted model, not a curated record
AUGGCCAGUGCCCCGGAUCCUGCCCAAAAGGAUCAACAUCCGCUUCUAGCCUCACGCCCACCGGUCACGGAUCCCAUCACCUAUCUUACCAUUAUCGAGUACAAUCUCUCCGAGGAGAACCUUCCAGUCCUACACCAGGUCCUUCAAGAUGCCGAACUCACAUCUACAAUUGGCUGGGACCUGAUACAUCUGCUGCUUCCAUUGCUGCCCUUGUCGGAGGAGUGUCUGCAGGACAUUGCUGCCAAGGGCAACCCCAGAGAAUGCAUUCUCAAGGUGACGGAAGCACUGCGAAUACUGGAGUUUGAAGAACCCCGGGAAACUACGGACGAAGAGGACGAAAGCGAAAGUACGCUAAAAGUACCAGAGGUUGGAGUUGGUGAAUCAAGCACAAGUCCUGCUUUCCAGGCCACCAUCGUCCCACCACUUGCCGUACUGAAGUUCGAAGUACUUCUAAAUAUACUGGCGACCUUACAUCGACGUGUUAAGACCAAAUAUCCAAGCCGAUUCCUCUCUACCAGUCUACAAGCCGUCCUGCUCGCCUACAACAGGGCCAACACGCAUAUCGAAGACCUCACGUUGUCGGCCGUUAAAUUCGUCAAAACGCUGUCCGGCACUAAGAGGCCACAUUUGCCAUCAAGACGGAGUAGCGGCAUACUACUACGAACAAACACUAACCAGUCAGAGCCAGACCCGGAAGCACAGAGCGAUACGCCCAGUAGCGAAGAGACGGAAUUGGUCAAUCGCCUAUUACAGUCCUUCCUCACGCAUAUUCUCGAAGACUAUGUACUUUCUUUGACAUCAGACGACGAUGUGCCAGGUCUAUCAUGGGCGAGCAGGCUGAUGGAGAAGUAUGAACCUGGUCGGAUACCCAAUAAACCAAACUAUCAGAAAUAUGCAGAUCGCUUCGCCAACGACGAGGAUUUGACUUCAAGAGUCGCGAUACUUGGACAAAUCUUAGCCUUGACAGAUGACCUUGGGUUGAAUUACGAGGAUCUGUUGCGUACUGUAAUGGAUUCUGAGGACGAAAAGCGAGGUAUUCCCGGGACGGAGGAUGAGCCACCAGCUACGGCAGCAGACAUCCCACUUUCACGAACGGGUGCCUUGCUACUCAUUGCCGCUCAAAACGUUAAACAAGAACUAUAUGCUUCAGCCAAGCAGGAUGUGUCGUCAUCAAUUUCCAUCUUCCCGGAACACGCAACCAUACUAAGCAACUUUAUCGGAAAGCUAGGACCUCAAACUGUCGGCAUGGAGCCGGAGCCGUUACUUGACACGGUCCUUAGUUUUGGUCUGAUUGCGCUUGAGAAUAACAACGUGGGAGAGCCCAAAGAUGACGAGUCGUUUGCCCAAUAUCUGCAGACGAUCUCACUAAUUUCGGCAAACUCGCCGUCGCCGAGUUUACGAGGCCAUGCGCAUUACCUCACAACCACCGUUUUGCGCUCUCAUCCACAUGAUCUCGUUCGCUUGACAUUCAUCCGUGAUACGCUGGAGCAUUGUCCCUACGAGAACCUGAAAGCAAGUGCGGUGUCGUGGCUAAAAGGCGAGACUUUGGAAGCCAACGGCCCUCGGGUACAAUCGGGAGAUGACGAACAUGAAGAAACAAACAUAUUCGCAACCCCGGUCGCAAUUUCCACAGUUGCUCCCUUCCUAUGGCCCGAUCUGUCAAAGACUUAUGCCGACAGCACCAACCUAGAAGAUUCCUGGAUGCAGUUCCGCCAAGAGUUGGGCUUCUAUGUCGCAGCCCUCAACUUCUAUUACCUGUUGCUUCAGGCUAAACAUCUUCACCAUACGCUGGGUAUCAAGGAUCUAGACAAGAACCACGGCAUUCAGUCGCAUUACUUGGAUGUGCUGAAGCAGGUGGCAUCGCGAUUUCAGAAGGAGCUAGCUUCGGGUGGAGGUUCGCUUGUGGUCGAGGGCAAGGAGGCGCUAGAACAAGCCAAGGCUGAUGUUGCGUUGCUGGAGAAGGUUAUCGAUUGGGUUGAGGGUGAUAUGAAGAAGAUGUAA